AUGAUGCAAGAUGAAGAUGGCAAUGAGCUCUACGCUCCUGACGCCGCUCCUGCUGUUGUGCCACGACCAUCUCCCACUCCAGUUGGUGGAUUGCUGGCUGGGGAUCUUGUGCGCACGCCACCUGAAACAACCGGAGCAUCUCCCAUUGAUUCGGCAAGUCGCCAUGAGACUGCUGCUGUCCUUGCAUCUUUGGCGAAUGGAGCCACACCUCCCCUUGUUGCCGCUGAAGAACCAGCCUCUGAAACAGCGACUGCAUCCGGAACAAAGAGACCCACUCCCCUGAACACAUCGCGACACACCAAAGCAAAGCAGGGAGCCGCUCGCAUUCAUGUUGGUGGAAGAUGCAAGACCAGUAGGGGUCAGCUCUUUCAUUUGCUUUCCACAGAAGAGCAAAAGGCUACCAUUCGCGAAUUCAACAACAACCACAAUUGCUUUGGAACAAUCAAAUCUGGUAACUCUAGCCAAGGGUAUAAUGUUGUGUUUGAUUGCUUGCCCGCUGACCAGAAAGAAGUUUUCAUUAGGAGAAAGAACCUCACCGCGAUGGCCAAGGGCUCGGAAGAAGUGACGUUUGAUCGUCCAAGCGACGAUCCUGAGAAGUUGGCUGAAAUCCGUGUAAAGAAAAGCAAGAAGCUCUCUCCUUUUCAGGUGUGCAAUGAUGCAUUUGUGUCUAUGGAAGAUGAUGUGAUCUCAGUAGCCAAGACGUUUGACAUGCACUGGUCUUCGGCGGAAGAAGACAGCGUGGUUCCAUGGACGAUUCUUCCUGAUGGUGUGCAUGUCACAGAGGCCGAAGAUCCCCUUCUUUACCCAGAAGACGUACACUUCAAGAAGACAUUAGAUAUCUCCGAGAAGGAUUGUGAUACAGACUUUCCCAAAGUCUUUUUCGAUCACUUCAUGCCGGACCUUAUAGGAAUGGCUGCAAAGAUUGACAAGUUUCACUCUUCGAUUAGAAGCCCAAUGUACCAGACGGCCAAGUCUGAUCGCAUCCAGUUUCACGAUGACACAGGAUACUUUGGAGAUAAGGACCCUGAUUGGAUGGUCAAGCAAUGUUUCCUCUUGCUUAUUGCCUCAUGUCUUGAAACAGAGAAUGGUUCGGACCUAUGGAAGAGAGGACCAUCGUCGGGACGGAAGGAGUACCCAGACUUCGGACAAUACAUGCCCUUGAACUAUUGGAAAGCGUUCUGUUGUGCGAUUGGAGUCUGCUUUGGUGAUGAGAAGUAUUGGUAUCUGGACAAGCGAGACAUUCCUUGGGAUGUCAUUGUACCAGCAGUCAGUGGUUUCAACAAGAAAAGGGAGGAACUCUUCUCUGUUUUCCUGCUUAUGCUGGACGAGAGCAUGAUCGGAUGGAGGCCCAAGAGCACCAAGACCGGUGGACUUCCCAAUCUUACAUAUGAACCAAGGAAACCUGUUCCAUUAGGCACCAUGCUUCGCAAUGGUGUCGAGUGCAUCACCGGUUGCCUUGUCAAUCAAGACAUUGUGAUGAACGCAGAGCGACAGAACUUCAAGAAACAUUUGUACGCGGACAAAGAAGAACAGAUACGAGAGAAGACGUGUCUACCCGGGAAGCCUGAUAUGCCCGCCCAUACUGCUGAGACUCUAAGGCAAGUUGAAGAUGCCAACGUCCUAAGGGGCGCGGUUGCUAAAUACGUAGUCCCCUCUGGAGACCGAAAGCAUUAA
Molecule: messenger RNA, 1674 nt
Organism: Seminavis robusta
Lineage: Eukaryota; Bacillariophyta; Bacillariophyceae; Naviculales; Naviculaceae
Source: the annotation of a GenBank genome assembly